Somion occarium is the source of this 1475-nucleotide messenger RNA. Lineage: Eukaryota; Fungi; Basidiomycota; Agaricomycetes; Polyporales; Cerrenaceae. The record is from the annotation of a GenBank genome assembly.
ACGAGGACAGGACGCGCUUCGUGAACUUGCGCUCGGAAGACGUAGCGAGAUGGGUACCGCCAACAGCACUCCUUUUCUGCCUUCCUGCCGCCAUCCACCCUCGUCCUCAACCCUUCCCUCGCCUAAAAUUCACUCGACAACUACCGCCGCAGAUAUUGCCAUACUCAUCCCGCGCCACCACACCCGCACGAGGACAUUAUGAAUGCCCACCCCAGCAUCUCUGUGCACCGACCGUCUUCCCCUAUCGAUCACGUUGGGGAAGUGGACUCUCUUGAAACAGACAAUACUGAAGACGAAGUGGACCAGUUGGUCUCGGACUCUGACGAAGAUGUCCCUAUGGCGGACGUUACUAGCUCGCCCAAGAGAACGCGUCCAAAAGUCGCUGUAGAACGCGUUCCUGGGCGGAGUGUUAUCCCACUUGCAAAAGUUGAAGGAAUACUAGAAGCAGAUGGGGAAGGUGAAUUCUUGUCGAAAGAGGCUAUAUACCUCCUCACGGUUGCCACAGAGGAGUUUGUCAAACGUCUCGCUCAAGCUGGCCAACGCCAAGCUUCAAGCUCAAAACGUCUGCAAGUCAACUAUCGUGACCUAGCAUCUACCACCCACCAACAUCCCGAGUUCAAGUUCCUAGAAGAUACUAUACCCGAGCCCAUUUCACUAGCGGAAGCUUUAAAGCUACGAGCUUCCAAAGAAAAAGAGUUGCUUGAAGAUGGUUCAGCUACUGCUGCAACUUCGAAAGCACAUACACCUGUACCCUCCGUUGCCUCCAGCAUCCCUCAACCCUCGAAAGCGAAAGGCAAGGGGCGACAACCUUCCCACAAAUCUGCAGAAAGCGCUAGUGCUGGAGCCCCUAGCAGGCGACCUCGACAACGAAAGAGUCGACAAGCUGAACCCACCCCUGACAGCUCUGUAAGGGAUCCUCCCGGUACUGGCGGGAUGACUACUCGAAGGCGUUCCUCCAGGGCGACUCUGAACGAAGGGGAACUUCCAGGCUCCGCCCCUCCAGGGUCACCUUACACCAAUGGUCAUCACUCUUCUCAAAAUGGUGUGGAAACCCCUUCACACCCUCAGUUCCUCCAUCCGUCUGCAUCUUCUACAUCCACUGAACAGCCGCCAUCAUGGGGCAUGCCUCCCACUGGAUCACCUCCAGGGGAGUAUGCCAACGGAGUUCCAUGGCCUCCUACACCUUAUACGGGCCCCGCUAGUGGCUACAUGGAGGACCAUAGGAUGAUAUUCAACGGGAGAGGUGGUGUUAAUGGGAUGACAGCCAAUCCUGGCCGGACGAUAUAUUCUCAUCGUCAACAGAGUCGAUAGCUCCGUCGUCUUUUCCACAUUGCACAUAACUAUUCAUUAUAGAGAUGGAAGGACAUUAUCCAUUCACCCACUCACAGCACUACUACUUGAUAUUAUAGCUAUAGGUCCGUGUAUUGUAAUUCCCGCUCGUAGCAGGCUUGCGAUCGUUGUUGUUUUUGGGUUAC